Molecule: messenger RNA, 5765 nt
Organism: Salmo salar (Atlantic salmon)
Lineage: Eukaryota; Metazoa; Chordata; Actinopteri; Salmoniformes; Salmonidae
Product: SMAD family member 3
Biological process (GO): anatomical structure morphogenesis; SMAD protein signal transduction; transforming growth factor beta receptor signaling pathway
Cellular component (GO): heteromeric SMAD protein complex
Molecular function (GO): RNA polymerase II cis-regulatory region sequence-specific DNA binding; DNA-binding transcription factor activity, RNA polymerase II-specific; I-SMAD binding
Source: RefSeq, a predicted model, not a curated record
UCGACUUCAGACAGAGCCUACGACGGCGGAUGACUAUGAAUUUGGCCAAACUUCGUUGAUAAUCACACGUAUACCAACGCGUAGGAGGCCAUAUUACAUAUUUUUUUAUUCAAAAUCCUUAGUCCAAAAUGACCCAUGUUUUCACCUACGGCUUUAAUUUAGGCGAGGAUGGAGAAUGCAUUUAGAAUGGACUAGAGCGAACUAGGUUUCGCGGCGGAGUGUUAGUGAUGUGAAUAGUGUGCGGUAGUCGCUGAGACAGAGCUGGUCUGGCUGCACUAACACUGCUAGCUACACAUCAACUUUGGCUGUGCAGCCUAUGUGUGCAUUUAACUAAGUCGUUGUUCAAGCGACCACUUCAUUUUGUCCUUUGGAUAGUUUUACAACAUAUUUACAUCUGUAUCUUGCGAAACCAAGGACCACAGUACUGGAAGGACUUUACUGACCUCAAGAUGUCAAUUUUGCCUUUUACUCCCCCCAUUGUGAAAAGGCUUUUGGGUUGGAAAAAAGGCGAACAGAACGGACAGGAGGAGAAAUGGUGUGAAAAAGCUGUGAAAAGCCUGGUGAAGAAGUUGAAGAAAACAGGGCAACUGGAUGAAUUGGAAAAAGCCAUCACGACACAGAAUAUCAACACGAAAUGUAUUACCAUACCAAGGUCUCUGGAUGGACGGUUACAGGUGUCCCACAGGAAGGGCCUCCCCCACGUCAUCUACUGCCGUCUGUGGCGCUGGCCCGACCUGCAGUCCCACCACGAGCUGCGGGCCGUGGAGCUCUGUGAGUACGCCUUCCACACCAAGAAGGAUGAGGUGUGUGUCAACCCCUACCACUACCAGAGGGUGGAGACGCCAGUGCUGCCUCCUGUGCUGGUUCCCAGACACACAGACAUCCCCAGUGAGUUUCCUCCUCUGGACGACUACAGCCACUCCAUCCCAGAGAACACCAACUUCCCCGCCGGCAUCGAGCCACAGAGCAACUACAUACCAGAGACUCCUCCACCUGGCUAUCUCAGUGAAGAUGGAGAGACCAGUGAUCACCUGAUGAACCACAGCAUGGACACCAGUUCACCCAACCUGUCACCAAACCCAGUGUCUCCAACACACAGCAAUUUAGACCUACAGCCUGUGAUGUACUGUGAACCAGCCUUCUGGUGUUCUAUCUCCUACUACGAGCUGAACCAGCGGGUGGGUGAGACCUUCCACGCCUCCCAGCCGUCCCUCACCGUGGACGGCUUCACCGACCCCUCCAACUCAGAGCGCUUCUGCCUGGGCCUCCUCUCCAACGUCAACCGGAACGCCGCUGUGGAGCUGACACGCAGACACAUCGGCAGAGGGGUGCGUUUGUACUAUAUUGGAGGAGAGGUGUUUGCAGAGUGCCUCAGCGACAGUGCCAUCUUCGUCCAGAGUCCCAACUGUAACCAGCGUUAUGGCUGGCACCCCGCCACUGUCUGCAAGAUCCCCCCAGGCUGCAACCUGAAGAUCUUCAACAACCAGGAGUUUGCUGCCCUGCUGGCCCAGUCGGUGAACCAGGGCUUCGAGGCCGUCUACCAGCUCACCAGGAUGUGCACCAUCCGCAUGAGCUUCGUCAAGGGCUGGGGAGCAGAGUACAGGCGACAGACCGUGACCAGCACCCCUUGUUGGAUCGAGCUUCACCUCAACGGCCCCCUGCAGUGGCUGGACAAGGUGCUCAUGCAAAUGGGUUCUCCUAGCAUCCGCUGCUCCAGCGUGUCGUAGGAAUACUCUUCCCGCCCUCUCUGUCACAGCACCAGUGAAUAAAACAGACACCAUAGACACAUCAACUAAAGGAUCAGAAAGGGUUCGGCAGGCAUUGAGAGAAGGCUUUGAGUUUUUGGAAGAAGAGCCUGUAGGCUGAGAAAGCCCAACCCUCGUCUACGACAUACUCUCCCCAACCCUCGCCUGCGACAUACUCUCCCCAACCCUCGUCUACGACAUACUCUCCCCAACCCUCGCCUGCGACAUACUCUCCCCAACCCUCGCCUGCGACAUACUCUCCCCAACCCUCGUCUACGACAUACUCUCCCCAACCCUCGUCUGCGACAUACUCUCCCCAACCCUCGUCUACGACAUACUCUCCCCAACCCUCGCCUGCGACAUACUCUCCCCAACCCUCGCCUGCGACAUACUCUCCCCAACCCUCGCCUGCGACAUACUCUCCCCAACCCUCGCCUGCGACAUACUCUCCCCAACCCUCGCCUGCGACAUACUCUCCCCACCAACUGACAGCACUUUUUUGACGUUUUUUUUUUUACAUGUUUGUGGCAAAAGGGGGCGUGUGCAUUAAAACAGGAUUUUUUUUUUUUAUUGAACAUGUUUAAUAUGUCUGCAUCUAGUGCCAACACCGCUGUAGUAUGGGAGAUUUUAAGGCAUGAGAUUCCUCCAUUUUCUUUUCUGUUUUUGUUAUCAUUGUGUAGUUAGUUGUACAUAUGUUUAUGUAGCGGCGCAAGAUAAUUACUAGAUUGGGUAUUUUCGGAAUGGUGAGUGAUACUGCUUUUUAUAUAGCAUGCUAGAAUAACAUGAAGUUUUACACAUUUCAGUGGAGUUUGUUUCUAUGGUUAGGUGUUUUUUUUCGUUGUCUUUUUGUUGCAAAUUUGUAGAAUGCCGCCCAUUUGUUAGCUGAUCGAAAAUAUAUGAAUUUGUCGUAAUGAAAUAUGUUCCUCCCUUGCCACUUCUGAGUAGUGUGUAAAGGGAAAUCUAGUAAGAAGCUUUUAGGCGACGUCGAUGUCUGUCCAUUCCCCUGGGCGGGUUUCCCAUGUUCUCCAGUUUGUCCCAGAACAGUGCAGAUCAUGUUUGUAAUCAGUCUUUUUUGAAGCGCGCCAAAACUCUUUCCCGCACAAUCAGAGACCAUUGGCUUGUGGAUUUGAACUGUCACCCAGAUAUCCUCUGACUGUCUGAGGAGUUUGACAUAGCAGUGUAUUUCUCAAUACAUCUGAAAGUGGUUUGAUUAUCCAAAGCAUUUGACAAAAUUAGAACUUUACAAAAAUAGUUUUUGUAUUUUAUCCCCUUUUUCUCGGCAAUGAUUGUGAUAUCCAAUUGCGAUCCUAUUACGAUCUUGUGUCAAGGCUGCAACUCCCCAACGGGCUCGGGAGAGGCGUAGUUCGAGCCGUACAUCCUCCGAAACAUGACACGCCAAGCCGCACUUCUUAACACCCACCCACUUAACCCAGAAGCCAACUGCACCAAUGUGUCAAAGAAAAUAUUGUUCAACCAGCGACCGAAGUCAGCCUGCAGGCGCCCGGCCCACCACUAGGAGUUGCUAGAGCGCGAUGAGGCAAAUAAAGCCCCACCGGCCAAACACUCCCCUAACCUAGACAAUGCUGGGCCAAUUGUGUACUGCCCUAUGAGACUCCCGGUCACAGUCGUUUGUGACACUGCCUGGGAUCGAACCCAGGUCUGCAGUGACGUCUCAAGCUUUAAACCGCUGAGCGACUCGGGAGGCCUUGUCACAAACUUUUGUCCUGGCAAUGGUCGUGUUGAGCGACGUUGCCCCUGCAUUUUACAAGAAAUCUCAAAUUUUGGGAUCCAGUCAUUUAUAUAGGCAAACAUAUUUCAAGGGGCAAUUCUUAGUGUCCAUUUUGGAAAAGUGACUAUUGACUGCUUAUGGGCAUUGCAGAGUGUUGCCAGUCAGCUGUUGUUCUCAGAACCUAGGAUUAAGCUAAGUAUCCUGGACUGUAGAUACAGGAGUGUUCCUUCCUCAUCUCUAUUUUACUACAGAAGUGUAAUGUUCUGUAUUUUGUAAUGAAACGCCAUGCGAGACUGUAUGGUGCUGAUGUGAAAACCCUGACAGGUGCAUUAUCACUUGUUAAAAGCUACCUAGUCUGAUCUCGCUCUCUCUCUCUCACACACACACACACCAGUUGCCAUGCUCCCGUCCUUGGCUGAUACCCGUCUCAAUCUGCACAUUUUCUAGGACUCCAUGGUUUCCCCUGGAAGUGAUAACUGUGGGUAAGAGUUGAACCUGAACUAUGGUCUGUAGUAUUACGGUUGUUUCAUCACCGUUUCUUUGAUGUAGUACUCACUCAGAUCCAGCAGGGGGUGCUACUCUCGCCCCCAAAAAACACGUGUAUAUACAUCUAGAAAAAGUCAAAUGCAUGCUUAUUUUCACACUCGUCCCCUUUCUUUUGUAAUGUAGAUUCUAUUUUGCUACCAAGUAUUUUUGUAGAAAGGGGAUGGUAUAGCAUUAUAUGCUCUGCUCCUGAUGUCGUCACGGCGAUGGAGACAUACUGCUGUCAGGUGGAGAGGAUACUGUUUUGGGGAAAGCAGAUUUUGUUUUGUUUAUUUAAAUUUUUUUUAAGGGAAAUGUUUGCCAGGGUCGGGCUAUGUACAUAGUAGGACCAAGUCCCCUUUCUGUCAGUCAGUACUUUCUUGAAUACUCUACUCCUCUUAUGAAAUGCAGGAUUUUAAGCCUUCUUACUGUGUGCGUGGAAGUGUAUGAGUGUUUGUGUCUAUGAAUAUGAUCAUUGUGGUCCUGAUGGUUUUGGGCUAGAGGAGGACAGAAGGGAAGUAGGGGGGAGAUCAGAUCUCCCUGUAAUGACCGACAGCAUCGCUUAUUAUUAAAAUCCCCUCACUGAAGACUGCACUGUCCGGAAUGGCACCCUGUUCCCUACAUAGUACACUACUACCCAUAGGGCGCUGGUCAAAAGUAGUACACUACUACCCAUAGGGCGCUGGUCAAAAGUAGUGCACUACUACCCAUAGGGCGCUGGUCAAAAGUAGUGCACUACUACCCAUAGGGCGCUGGUCAAAAGUAGUGCACUACUACCCAUAGGGCGCUGGUCAAAAGUAGUGCACUAAGUGCCAUUCCAGAUGCAGCCCAUUUGUCUUUAUUAGGAGUGGUCUGGGUUUUGGGUGUUUCCAUUUCCAUCUUACUGUAUGGAGGUGCUUGGUAGAGGUGGAGGGAAUUGAACCAUGGUCUCCUACAGCACUUAGUUAAGUGCAUUGACCAAGCGCAAGCGUCUGUCUUGACGCUAACCCAACGGUGAUAACUGCUAGCCGUUAUCGUUACAGUGAUGCUAACCCAACAGUGCUAGCUGUUAACAUUAGUGAUGCUAACCCAACAGUGCUAACUGCUAGCAGUUAACAUUACAGUGAUGCUAACCCAACGGUGCUAACUGCUAGCCGUUAUCAUUAUAGUGAUGCUAACCCAACGGUGCUAGCUGUUAACAUUAGUGAUGCUAACCCAACGGCGCUAACUGCUAGCAGUUAACAUUACAUUGAUGCUAAGCCAACGGUGCUAGCCGUUAACAUUAGUGAUGCUAACCCAACGGUGCUAUCCGUUAACAUUACAGCAACACAGAGCAGUGUGUAUGAGGGUGUACUGUAUCACUGUUUUUCACUGCUCUCCAUGUACAUUGUCCUACAAGGACAUUUCAGAAAAAGUAGUAUCUACCGAUCUGGAGAAAGAUUUGCUCUUUGUAAAGCUGUCCCCAAGUGUCCAGGUGAAUUGAACCUAAACUCACCGUCCUAUAGGACCAUUGAAAAUCCAAUGGUACAUGCAUUUACCUGAUAGAAUAUAUUUUAUUAGCAAAGAAAUGUUUUUAAUCUGCUCUUCAAGUUGUAUUGCUUGUUCUUGUUUCCACCCGUACUAUUCUGUGUAUUAGUUGUUUGUCCUUUUUAUGCUCCGAAAUCUUUUAAUGUCAUUUUGUAUAAAUAUAUAUCCUUAUUUUCUUUGCAUAGGAAAUGUUGUCAAAAUGAUGCAUCAUACUUGUAUCUGUUAUUGUUGGUCUUUUAAUAAAAAAUACAUAUCUCAAACGA